Ahaetulla prasina is the source of this 1197-nucleotide messenger RNA. It is a transcript of the gene ATP5F1C, whose product is annotated as ATP synthase F1 subunit gamma. The record is from RefSeq and is a predicted model, not a curated record. Gene Ontology annotation, biological process: proton motive force-driven ATP synthesis. Lineage: Eukaryota; Metazoa; Chordata; Lepidosauria; Squamata; Colubridae. Gene Ontology annotation, molecular function: proton-transporting ATP synthase activity, rotational mechanism. Bases 38 to 1018 code for a protein of 326 amino acids. The transcript is spliced from 10 exons.
CUUCCUGAACCCGGUUCAGGGCGAGGACGCGCGACGCAUGCGCAGUGCGAGCGCCCUGACCUUCAGCAAGCCGCUGCGAACCGGCGGGCGAUCGGACGAAGCUGCGGGAAAGAGCCGGAUCGGCGGCGCUGCUGCUGCUGCUGCUCUUCUUGCCGGUGCCCGGGCCCAGCCUCGGAGGAACCAAGUUAGGAGCAUGGCGACUCUGAAAGACAUUACCCGGCGCUUGAAGUCUAUCAAGAACAUCCAGAAAAUCACUAAAUCCAUGAAAAUGGUUGCCGCCGCCAAAUACGCCAGGGCGGAGAGGGAAUUAAAGCCCGCCAGAGUUUACGGCGUGGGGGCCUUGGCGCUCUACGAGAAAGUAGACAUCAAACCUCCCGAGGACAAGAAAAAGCACCUCCUCGUUGGCGUGUCUUCUGAUCGUGGCCUGUGUGGAGCCAUUCACAGCUCCGUGGCUAAAGAGAUCAAGCACCAGUUCUCCAACCUCACGGGUUCAGGGAAAGAAGUCAUGGUGGUUGGAGUUGGCGACAAGCUGAGAGGCAUCCUUCAGAGGACGCACGGAAAGAACUUCCUCUUGAACUUUAAAGAAAUUGGAAGGAAGCCUCCCACAUUUGGAGACGCCUCGAUCAUUGCUCUGGAGCUGCUGAAUUCUGGAUACGAGUUUGAUGAAGGCUCCGUCAUCUACAAUCGGUUCAGGUCGGUCAUAUCCUACAAGACGGACGAGAAGCCAAUCUAUUCCCUUGAGACGGUUUCUGGGGCUGAAAGCAUCAGCAUCUACGAUGACAUCGACGCGGAUGUCCUGAGGAACUACCAGGAAUUCAUAUUGGCUAACAUCAUCUUCUACUCCAUGAAGGAGUCUACUACGAGUGAGCAGAGCGCUCGGAUGACCGCUAUGGAUAAUGCCAGCAAAAACGCCUCUGAGAUGAUUGACAAGCUGACCCUGCGAUUCAAUCGCACUCGCCAAGCUGUCAUCACCAAGGAACUAAUUGAGAUCAUCUCUGGUGCUGCAGCUCUGCACUAACGGCUAAUCCGAAAGUGAAUGUCAUCCAGAAUCAACAGAUAAAAAGAGAAAUUCUUCCAGCAAGCGGUUCCUUUCUGAAGGGAGAAGAUUAUUAAUCUGUCCAUUCUGUGAAGAAUUCUCAGGCAGAGAAUUCCGUCUGUUUGAAAUUUGUAUUGCAAUAAAGACCUACGUGAAAGUUU